UUGUAUUUGCGAGUGUUUGGCUCAGUGUUUCCUCGCCGGAUCAUCCCUGUGUGGGACAGUUUUUUCUCACAGCUCUAUUCCUCGGCUGGGAGCAGUAGACUUUCGCUCUACAUACAGAAGUGGAGGAUGGAGACCAGCCCCAUCCCGGUGGUGACAGUCCAAACUGCCCCGUUUGAGGACCAGCGGCCCGGCACCAACGGGCUGCGGAGGAAGACGGCGGUGUUCGAGGGCAAGAAAAACUACCUGCAGAACUACAUCCAGAGCGUGCUGUCCUCCAUCGACCUGAGGGACCGACAGGGCUGCACCAUGGUGGUGGGCAGCGACGGACGCUUCUUCAGCCGAUCGGCCAUCGAGGUUAUAGUGCAGAUGGCAGCUGCAAACGGGAUUGGCCGUCUGGUAAUCGGUCACAACGGCCUGCUUUCCACUCCCGCUGUUUCCUGCAUCAUCAGGAAGAUCAAGGCGAUUGGUGGGAUCAUCCUCACUGCAAGUCACAACCCAGGAGGCCCCAGUGGAGACUUUGGAAUCAAGUUUAAUGUGGCAAAUGGAGGCCCAUCUCCAGAUACAGUGAUGGAGAGGAUCCAUCAGGUGAGCCGGACUCUGGAGGAGUACGCCAUCUGCCCUGAUCUGCACAUUGACCUGUCAAGGCUGGGAAGACAAGAGUUUGAUCUUGAAAACAAAUUCAAACCUUUCAGAGUGGAGAUCGUGGACUCAGUUGAAGUGUAUCUACAGCUGUUGAGAAACAUAUUCGACUUCUCCGCCAUUAAAAGUCUCCUGACAGGACCAAAUCAGCUGAAGAUACACGUAGAUGCCAUGAAUGGAGUGAUGGGCCCCUAUGUGCGCAGGAUCCUGUGCGAUGAGUUGGGAGCUCCCGCUAACUCUGCAGUAAACUGUGUCCCUCUGGAGGACUUUGGUGGACGGCCCCCAGAGCCCAACUUGGUCUAUGCCACCUCUUUGGUGGAUGCAAUGAAAGGAGGCGAAUUUGGCUUUGGAGCUGCGUUUGAUGCAGACGGGGACCGAUACAUGAUCCUUGGAGAAAACGGCUUCUUUGUGAACCCGUCGGAUUCAGUGGCCAUCAUGGCUGCCAACCUCUCCACCAUCCCCUAUUUCAAGCAGCAUGGAGUCAGAGGGUUUGCCAGGAGUAUGGCCACCAGCACUGCCCUCGACAGGGUGGCGAAAGCCAUGAAACUGGCACUGUAUGAGACUCCCACGGGCUGGAGGUACUUCGGAAACCUGAUGGAUUCUGGGCGUUGUUCCCUCUGUGGGGAGGAGAGCUUUGGGACAGGUUCAAACCACAUUCGUGAGAAAGAUGGCUUGUGGUCAGUGUUAGUUUGGUUGUCCAUCAUGGCGGCCAGGAAACAGGGUGUUGAGCAGAUUGUCCGAGAGCACUGGGCCAAGUUUGGACGCAACUUCUUCUGCAGAUUUGAUUAUGAAGGCCUGGAUCCACGUCCAGCCUUUUACCUGAUGAGGGAUCUGGAGGGAGUAAUCUCAGACAAAGCAUUCACCAGUCAGAAGUUUGCUGUUGGGGACCAUAUCUACUGUGUCGAGAGGGCCGACAACUUUGAGUACAUUGACCCCGUGGAUGGGACGGUGGCUCGGAACCAGGGUUUAAGGAUCAUCUUUACAGACGCGUCCCGUCUGGUGUUUCGCAUGAGCGGGAAUGGAGGAGGGAUGGGUUCAACCAUCCGUAUUUAUGCCGAGAGCUUUGAGAGAGACCCCGAGAGACACAACAGAGAGACUCAGGUGGUGCUGGGUCCUCUCAUCGCCAUCGCCCUGAAGAUUUCCAACAUUCACGAGAGGACAGGACGCCGGGGUCCAAAUGUCAUCACAUGA
Menidia menidia (Atlantic silverside) is the source of this 1830-nucleotide messenger RNA. NCBI's taxonomy places the organism in Eukaryota, Metazoa, Chordata, Actinopteri, Atheriniformes, Atherinopsidae. The record is from the annotation of a GenBank genome assembly.